CAGGUACCUAAAAUUCUAAGAAGAGAGUGACUAAAGAAUCCGUGUUCUAAUCAAAGAGAGCGCAAACUAAACACGGAGCUAUUUAUUUAUUCCUUAUUUAACGCCCUUUUCUCAUCACACCCUUCGCGUUCUCCGCCACCUUCUCAACCCUCUCUUCCCCUUUUUCACUCUCACUUUCUCUUCAUCUCUCCACACAAACCUCAUCACCAACCUCCAUGGCGACCAAUAUGCAAGCAUCACGCUCUCUGCUCUCUCUCCGUCCUCAACUCAAUCAGAGACUGGCUGUCACUUCAAGCUAUGGGAGAUGGAAUGUGUCUUUUAGCUCACAGUCACGCCCAGUUCGCCUUACAGUUACCUGUGCUGCUAAACCACAGACAGUGGAAAAAGUGAGCCAGAUAGUGAAGAAGCAGCUGGCUUUAUCAGAUGACUCUAAUGUCACUGGCGAAUCAAAAUUUGCAGCUCUUGGAGCUGAUUCGCUUGACACGGUUGAAAUUGUGAUGGGACUCGAGGAAGAGUUUGGCAUAAGCGUUGAAGAGGAUAGUGCACAGAGCAUCACAACAGUUCAAGAAGCUGCUGAUCUUAUCGAGGAUAUCCUGAGUAAACAGAGUCCUUAGAGGAAAAAUGUACCAGAUGUAAAAUGCGUCUGAAAGACAUGCAUAGUUAUUAUUCAUACUGUUUUUUAAUCUGUGGUGGUCAAGUCUUAAGUGUUUUAUCUGCAUAGUUUGCUAUUGUCUUGUUUCGUAGGUCUUAAAACACAAAUUAGUGAGCUACUUGUCUUUUGGAGAAAAUGUUCUUACUUUCUCUGUGCAUUAAGGGCUUAACAAAUUGUUUUAGUACUUUUAA
This is a messenger RNA of Vicia villosa (hairy vetch), 843 nucleotides long. Its product is annotated as acyl carrier protein 1, chloroplastic-like. The transcript has 4 exons. Gene Ontology annotation, biological process: fatty acid biosynthetic process. Lineage: Eukaryota; Viridiplantae; Streptophyta; Magnoliopsida; Fabales; Fabaceae. Gene Ontology annotation, molecular function: acyl carrier activity; phosphopantetheine binding. The coding region runs from base 216 to 614 and encodes 132 amino acids. The record is from RefSeq and is a predicted model, not a curated record.